CAAAAGUUAGAUAUUUCUAUUGUCUCCUAAUAUUGUAUAGGAUUUUGUUAGUCCAGCUUUCAUCUUGCUAUUUAAAUGCUUAAUAUAAGAAGUUCUCUAAUCUACAAUUGAUGCCAAAUCUGGGUCAAUUCAACGGGAAAACUGUUGAAUUCUCUCAUAAUAUGGUGAAAAUGUACCAGAAAAGAGGCGGUACCUUUUAUUGUUUUGACCGUCAAUGAAGCUACCAUUUACCAUUUUCUGUUUCAAUAUAGUUUCCUACAUUCAAAGAAUCAAUUUCUAUAAUGAAUUUCCUUCUAUAUUUCGGUUUAGAAUCAUUAAGGCUCCUCUAAAGUUUAAAAUAGCACAGAACCCAGUCACCAUAACGCUGUGAUUCUUGAUUCAUGUUCAGAAGGUUGCCCAUCUUGAAUUUAGCCAUACCUCCUAUUGUUUUUCAGAAUAAUUCUAAUACAUGGAGUUUUGGUCGUUUGUAUCAUAGGUGCAUUAAAGGGACCUAAUUAAGUUAUCCACAAGUUGUCCUAAUUAUUUCCCAUUACUUCUUUAAGUUGUUUCCAUUUUUUUAGCUUUAAUUAUUUUAGGCAAUUGUUCAUUAAUGAGUCUGUAAUUUGUAUCCAACACAUCCAUUCUCAAUUUGAUAACCACAAUUUGUUUUAGCAGGCCAUAGUUUUAAGAUUUUUUUUUUCUGAUUAUGAUUUUUUGCCAGAAACAAUACGAGCAGCAUUGUUCUUCCGAGACAUGCAACAUCCCUCGUUGCUUCCACCUGCAUCAAAAGAAUGGACAAUAUCCAAGAUUCUUGAAAGGUUCUACCAGGAGGCUACAAUUGAUGGUGUGGAGUGGAGGAUACAUUCAGAAAGCUACAAGUAUAGCCCCGGAAACAGGCGCUACAACAAUGAAAUCAUUUCAGGACCUACGCUUGAGGAACCUGAUUGGAGCAGGUGAACGGGGAGAUGGACUGUAUUAUUUUCAGGGGAUUCCUGAACUUCAUGCUGUUUGCACAUCCGAUCUAUUAGAUUUUGAGUUAUGGCAUCGCCGUAUGGGCCGGUCAUCCGUCAGAUCCUGUUGUGAAAUUGUUGCCUCAAAUAACUAGUAGUACUUGUGUGAAGAAAUUAAAUAAAGCUUGCGAUGUGUGUCCGCAGGCCAAACAAGUUCGUGAUUCCUUUCCUAUCAGUAAUUUUAGAGCUAGUCGUAUUCUGGAACUAGUACAUUGUGAUUUGUGGGGACCUUAUAAAACCCCUUCUACUUGUGAUGUUGUUUAUUUUCUGACUCUGGUUGAUGAUUUUUCUCGUGAUGUGUUGGUGUAUUUAUUACGUGAUAAAA
Molecule: messenger RNA, 1314 nt
Organism: Cuscuta europaea
Lineage: Eukaryota; Viridiplantae; Streptophyta; Magnoliopsida; Solanales; Convolvulaceae
Source: the annotation of a GenBank genome assembly